Schizosaccharomyces octosporus yFS286 is the source of this 1161-nucleotide messenger RNA. Its product is annotated as tRNA specific adenosine deaminase subunit Tad2. The record is from RefSeq and is a predicted model, not a curated record. Gene Ontology annotation, biological process: tRNA wobble adenosine to inosine editing. NCBI's taxonomy places the organism in Eukaryota, Fungi, Ascomycota, Schizosaccharomycetes, Schizosaccharomycetales, Schizosaccharomycetaceae. Gene Ontology annotation, cellular component: cytoplasm; nucleus. The coding region runs from base 1 to 1161 and encodes 386 amino acids. The transcript is spliced from 7 exons. Gene Ontology annotation, molecular function: tRNA-specific adenosine-34 deaminase activity; zinc ion binding.
AUGAAAGCUUCUAAACCUGAUAGUAUUAUUAUCGCAAUUGCUGGUGGACCAUAUGCUGGAAAGAAACGUUUGUGCAACGAGCUUCUUACCCGGUUAGAAGCUCUCUCUCCGUCCACAAAAGCUCACAUUUUGCAUUUGUCCUCCUUCUUGUAUCCUGGACAAACGAAUCGCUAUUCCUUGGAUUCUUACGAUAUAAAAGCAUAUAAAGAAGCUCUAGUAGCAAUUCAGUGUGGAAAUGAGCGCAUUCCUCUUCCUGAUGGAAAAGAAUUAUGCUUUUCUCCUGAUAAGGAUCGCGUCGUCUUCACCGAAGGUUAUUAUUUACUACUACCAGAACUACUGCCUUCCUAUACUUCAAAGUUGUUUGUUUACGCUGAUGGAGAUACAAGAUUAGAACGUUCGGUAAUUCGACGAGUUUGCGGAGACCAUGAAGUUUUGGCUGAAGUUUUAGACGAUUUUGUUCAAAAUGCUAAACCUGCGUAUGAGAUGUCUAUUCAUCCUACACGAGAAAAUGCAGACAUUAUCCUUCCUCAGAGAGCAGACAUUCAAUCAGCUCUUUUGUUUGUCAUUCAACAUCUUCAGGAUCUUUUAGAGGAAUUAAAUCAGCCAAAGCUGAUAAGUUCCGUUCAUUAUGAUCCUUUACAUGAAAAAUACAUGAAGCUUGCUCAUGAAAUGGCUGAAACGUCCUUGGCGAACCGAGAAGUUCCGGUUGGAUGCGUUUUUGUAUAUAAGGGGGAAGUGAUUGGUAGAGGAUAUAACCAGACGAAUUGCAGUCUAUCCGGAAUACGACAUGCAGAAAUCAUAGCUAUUGAAGAGAUUUUGGAGAAGUAUCCUUCUUCUGUCUUUUCGGAAACUACGCUUUACGUUACUGUAGAGCCGUGUCUUAUGUGUGCUGCAGCACUAAAACAGCUGCAUAUCGAAGCUGUUUAUUUUGGAUGUGGAAACGAUCGAUUUGGUGGCUGUGGAAGUGUAUUCAGUAUCAACAAAGAUCCGUCUAUUGAUCCAAAGUAUCCAGCGUAUCCUGGACUAUUUCGACCGGAAGCAGUUAUGCUAAUGAGACGGUUUUACGUUCAAGAAAAUGCAAAAGCUCCUGUACCCCAAGCGAAAAAGCAAAGGGUAUUAAAGCAUAAUAUUGAACAGAUGGACAUUACUCGAUACGUGUAA